Messenger RNA from Actinia tenebrosa (Australian red waratah sea anemone), 4587 nucleotides. Its product is annotated as ATP-binding cassette sub-family C member 4. Gene Ontology annotation, biological process: transmembrane transport. Lineage: Eukaryota; Metazoa; Cnidaria; Anthozoa; Actiniaria; Actiniidae. The record is from RefSeq and is a predicted model, not a curated record. Gene Ontology annotation, molecular function: ATP binding; ATP hydrolysis activity; ABC-type transporter activity. Gene Ontology annotation, cellular component: membrane.
UUGUUUUAAGCUUCAACAGGUUUUAUAUUCAAACAUUUCCAAUAAUUUUCCCCGGCAUUUCCCCGGUAUACAUAAUGAGUGGAGCUACCGUAGAUGGUUCUGGCACGUGGCCGGUGUGUUUACAUUACCAUGAGUGGAACAACCAAGCUGACGAUAUGUACCCUCCGAUCUGUYAGCGUCGUUAAGAACAAAGUAGGGACUGUAAUUGUACAAGAUGGCUUCAGUCGAACAUCAUGGUGAUCAUCAUCAGCCAAGAAAAUCAGCCAGGCAGAAAGCAUUCUGUUUGUCAAAGUAUCUUACAUUUUGGUGGUUGAACCCAUUGCUGAGCCGAGGAUUUAAGAAGUCACUUCAAGAAAGUGAUUUGAAUGAGCUUGUGUCUCUUCAUGGUCUUGGUAUAGAGGAGACAACUAGUCAGCUACAACAACAUUGGAAUAAUGAACAUAAGAAUAUUAAAAAGAAGCCAAGCUUGUUUAGAGCAGUUGUCAAGACCUUGGGAACAAGAUAUGCUCUACUAAUGAUCUUUGCUAUCAUUAUUGAUGGAUUAGGUAUUACCCAGGCUUACUUUCUCAAGAAGCUAAUAAAGUACUUUUCUGUGGGGACCAAAGUUACUGAGAAGGAUGCUUACAUCUAUGCUCUAGUUGUCAGCCUAUGUAGUAUUGGGUCUUUGUUCUUCAAUACUCCUUAUUAUUAUCAUCGUAAGAUAACAGGAUUGCUUGCAAAAGAGGGCUGUAUCACACUCAUUUAUGAUAAGAUUCUCAAGCUUGACCCAACUACUUGCAACAAGAUACAAAACCAAAACAUAAAUAUUGGGAGCUUAAUAACUUCAGAUGCUGCAAAGAUUGAGUCAGCGUUCUUUUAUCUUCACUACCUGAUCUUGGGUCCAGUAGAAGUGUUAGUUGUUCUUUACCUUUUAUGGGAAGAGAUAGGAGUGUCAUCACUUGCAGGGAUGGGGCUGUUGUUGUUGUUAGUUCCACUACAAGUCAAGAUGAGCUCAUUUAUUAUGUAUCUCAGGCGAGAAGCAUUGCAUGCUAUAGAUGCUCGCACCAAGGUCAUGCGAGAGAUCAUAUCAGGGAUUCGUGUGGUCAAGAUGUACACAAGUGAAGAUUUACUAAGACAGCUGAUUGGUGAUUUAAGAAGGAAAGAGAUUACUUGGUUCAAGCGCCUUUCUAUAGGGAAAUCACUCUUCACAUCUCUGUUCUUCAGCAGCCCCGCCCUGAUCAGUUUCCUGACCUUCAUGACUUAUGUUCUUGUAACAGACAAUAACCUGAAUGCUUCCAAGGUCUUCAUGUGUGUGGCUCUGUUUAGCUCUAUUCGUGUUGUCAUGACAAUGAUGUUCCCUGCUGCUGUGGCUGCUAUCGUUGAACUGCGUGUAUCAUUAGAAAGAGUACAGGAUGUUUUAAUGCUGGAAGAGUUAUGUCCUUCUUGUCGAGGGUUAAUAUCAAGUCAAGAAAAACCAAACCCUGGAGAAUACAGCAUCUCUGGUGAAAAUAUCACAGCAUCGUGGACUAAUGAUUUCAACAGACCAACCCUUCGUAACAUCAGCUUCAGCGUGGGCCAGAACCAAAUGUUGGCCGUCAUCGGUGAAGUUGGAUCAGGCAAGACGUCCUUCCUGCAGGCCAUUAUAGGUGAGCUGCCCUUCAAGGAAGGAUCCAUGAAAGUCAAUGGAAGAAUAGGUUACGCCUCACAGCAAGCCUGGGUCUACAACGGGUCUGUUCGGGAAAAUAUCAUAUUUGGUAAAGAUUACGAUGAAAAACGCUUCAAGGAAGUCAUUAAAGCCUGUGCGCUGGAAAGGGACUUGAAGUUGUUUGCUGAGGGGGACAUGACGUUGGUGGGUGAAAGAGGAACUUCCCUCAGUGGAGGACAGAGAGCCAGGAUAGGCUUGGCAAGAGCUGUGUACUCAGAUGCUGAUAUCUUUCUGUUGGAUGAUCCGCUCAGCGCCGUGGAUAUUCAUGUUGGAAAUCAAUUGUACAAAAGAUGUAUCCGUGGUUAUUUGUCAUCCAAGGCUCGUAUUCUGGUUACACAUCAGUUCAGAUACAUCAAGGAAGCUGAUCACAUUAUUGCUCUAUCAGAGGGUGAAAUCGUAGCUCGAGGAAGCUUUACCGAUAUUCGUAUGUCAGGAAUCGAUCUGAUCUCCAUGUGUCCCUUGAAAAAAUCCAUAGAGGAAGAAGAAGAGCUGCAGGAGAUCGCUGAGACUGUGACACCCAAACCUGAACUACGUCAUCGUCGUCAUAGUAACGCUAGCACAUCUUCCUCCAAGUUCAUGGAUUUGAUUCGUCCCCAGGCUCAGUUAUCACAUCAUGUGACUGAGAUCCUUGAAGAGAACGAAGGUGAAACUGGUGCAUUCCAAGUACCUGUCUAUGAAGAAGAAAUAAAACCCAAAGAAGAAACCAAACAUGAGGGAGCUGUUUCCAUAGCAACCUAUGUAUCUUACUUCAAGUCACUCCACAACGCCUGUGCCGCCAUCUUUGUUUUAUUUCUGUUUGUCUUGGCGCAGGUUCUUUCUAUGCUUGCCGAUUGGUGGUUGUCGUAUUGGUCUGACAUAGAAGAGAAAUACUUCAUAACAUCUUCCAAACCAGAUCGUUCUUUGUAUCUGGGAGUCUUUGCUGGUUUUUCCUUCGGUCUGUUGAUCGUCACGUUGGCUCGUACUCUUAUCUUCUACACGCUUUGCCUCAUCGCUUCGUGUCAUCUUCACAACAGAAUGUUCAGUGCUUUAAUCAGGGCUCCAGUUUACUUCUUCGAUAAUAAUUCACUCGGUCGUAUUCUGAACCGUUUUUCCAAAGACAUCAAUUACGUGGAUGAAAGUCUUCCCACUACUCUAAUGGAUUUCUUCCAGACUGCCUUCAUGACCAUGGGUGUCAUAUUCUUGGUCGGUAGUAAAAGUCCCAUCUGUUUUGCUAUCGUUCUUCCAAUAUUGAUCUUCUUCGUGAUCGAAAGAAUGUACUACAUAAGAACCGCCAGAGACCUGAAGAGACUAGAUGGAGUUACGCGCAGUCCCUUAUAUGGUCAUUUUUCCACCACACUACUUGGCCUGGACACCAUUCGUGCAUUCGGUGCCAAAGACGCCUUCUUUCACGAGUUCCACCACUAUCUUGAAGUAAACACUCGUUCAAUAUUUGGUUACAUCUCUGUGUCAUCCUGGUUGACGUUCAGGCUCGAGCUCCUCUCCGUCAUCUUUGUUUCCUUUGUGGCUCUUAUUUCACCUGCUGUUAAAUCUUCCCUUAGCCCAGGAGCUGUAGGACUUAUCGUCACAUAUGCAACUAAACUAUCGUCUGUUUUGGCCAAAACCAUCAAGAAGAGCACAGAAGUAGAAAAUAUGAUGACGUCAGUAGAACGUAUAGUUGAUUAUUGUAACCUUGAAUCAGAGGCGCCCAUGGAGACCGAUGUCAAACCACCCAAGGGAUGGCCUGACAAGGGAGCAAUCAACAUCACCCACAUGAACUAUUCUCAUCACAAGGACAAGCCAGUAGUACUUCACGAUAUUACCUUGCAAAUAAAACCUGAAGAAAAGCUUGGCGUACUUGGUCGGUCAGGCGCUGGGAAGUCCUCGUUCAUCUCUAGUUUAUUCCGUAUGGCAGAACCUUCUGGUUUGAUAGAAAUAGACGGAGUGGACAUCAGCAAAAUAGGUCUUCGGAAUCUACGGAAUGCAAUAACAAUCAUUCCCCAGGAACCGGUUCUUUUCUCUUCAACUUUGAGAAAAAACCUUGAUAUUACGUUGAGUAAAGAAGAUGUAUAUAUCUGGUCAGUCUUAGAACAGGUCCAACUAAAAGACUACGUUGAACGUUUUCCUAACAAACUGGAAACGAAAAUUAACGGUUUUGGCUUGCAAUUCAGCGUUGGUCAGCGGCAGUUAAUAUGUUUGGCACGCGCCAUUCUUUGCCACACCAAAAUCCUGGUCAUCGAUGAGGCGACAGCCAACGUGGAUUCCAGGACGAGUAAAAUCAUUUGGGACGUCAUUAAUUGUCGGUUCAAGGAUUGUACUGUUAUCACCAUCGCGCAUCGUCUCUUUCCUGUCAUGCAAAAUGACAGAGUUGUGGUUUUAGAUGCUGGUUACAUUCGAGAACUAGAUUCACCACAUCGCCUUCUGCAAAACCCCAGCAGUUAUCUGUCUCACGUUGUUAAUGACGCAGGACCGCACGAGGAGAAAAAGCUACGAGAAUUGGCGAAGAUAACACACGACAAGAAAACAAAACCUGGACCAGUGAACAGCACAGUAAUCGCGCCCGAAACUAGGAACACUCAGGGACAACAGGAAAAACAGAAAAAACAGGAAAAUGAUGUGAAAGAAGAGGUAUCUCUGACAGAUAUUCCAGAAAUACGAAUCGAUACUGGUUCGUCGUAUGUUACAUCCUUAUAGUUAUUCCAGAAAUACGAAUCGAUACUGGCUCGCUGCAGUUUCGAUUGCACUUCAUUUUGCAUAUUUUUAUGGUGUAUAUAUUAUCUUUUGCAAGUAGAAUCGUCUGAAAUCUUUCGGCAUGUAAAAGAAACCACCAACCCAAUAUUGGUAACCAUGUAUUUCAACAAACUUGGUUGUUAGAAUCACGAGUUGUAAGAAUUAUUUUUAAUAAACUUCCUUUGUGUUUUAUAGCA